UGCCGGGCGGGCGGACGGGGUAGGGCCUACUACCUGAGCUCAGCUCCGCAGAGGUUGGUGGCUGGGGCGUCCGGCGCUUCUGCCGCGGUGCGUGGGCGAGCCGCCCGCCCAGGUGUCGGCGGGAGAGGCUUGGAGCCCGCUCAGCAGGGACCCGCUUGUCCGACCCGCGCAUUUUGCCAGAAUCUACCGAGGGAAUUAAUCUGAUAGCACAUACUGAUGGCUGUAGAGAAGUCAUCACUCUCACUGGAUUCCAGUGAGAGUGAGUCUGAGGAGUUGCCAACAUUUGCCUUUCUGAAGAAGGAACCGUCUUCAACAAAGAGGAGGCAGCCUCAGAAGGAGGAGAAGAUUGUAGUGGUUGACACCUCAGAUUCUGAGGCCUCCUGUCCUCCAUCACCAAAACUGAGAGAUCCACCGCCUGUUCCAGAGACAGCUGAAACUGUCACACAAACAGAGCCAGUCAGGGCGCUAAGCAGUGGAAGUGAGGAUGAGGAAGAAUUUGCUCCCCUGGCUGAGAGACUUACUUGUAAGUUUUUGACCCACAAGCAGCUGAGCCCUGAGGACUCCAGCUCCCCAGUUAAAAGGGUUUUAGAUCAUCGGAAUAAUGAAGGAGCGUCACGCGACUGGCAAAACCAGCCCUUUACAAAGAUCCGUGCUGUUCCUCUCUGUGACACCUCAGAGAGGCGUGCAUCGAAUAACAAGGACCCUGUGGUAGCCAGUCCAUGCCAUCAGCUGCCAGCCUACCAAACUCCCUGCUCUGUCCAGAGCAACAGCGUGACAGUAACUAAAACGAAUGCUGAGGUGCCCCCACCUCAGAAGAGAAAGAAGCAUAAUCAGAAGGUCCAGAAGAGAGGCUCACAGGGAUGCCAGCAGCGGGGACAAGCAAGCCAAAAGGAAAGCACCCAGAGGCAACAGGAAAGGAAGAAGAAGGCAGCCCUGGUUCACAGGCUGAAAGCUCAGAGGCCAGAGGAGUGCUUAAAGCAUAUCGUUCUGCUGCUGGAUCCAGUGCUCUUACAGAUGGAAGGUGGGGGCCAGCUCCUCGGAGCACUACAGUCCAUGGGGUGCUGCUGUGUGAUUGAGGCGCCGGCCGUGCCUUGCAGCAUCACGUGGAGGAGAAGGGCUGGGUCCACUGAGGACGGACAGGAGGGCUGGGUGGAGGAGCCGAUGGUUCUGGUGCUGCUCCCGGCGGAAGCGUUUGUGUCCAUGAUCUACAACUUCAAGCAGGGGAGUCUGGGCAGCACCGAGGAAGGGAAGGAAACGCUUCGGAGCUUUGUAACUGACAUCACAGCAAGGACAGCUGGGAAAGCUCUGUCACUGGUGAUUGUGGAUCCGGGGAAAUGCUUCAGUGCUCCGAAUGCUCCAAGGAGAAGGAAACGGGGAGUGGCAAAUGGAGAACAGGCCAAGGAGAAGGAGAAGCAGAGACAACCGGAGGCCAACACAGCGGCUGUGGUGACCAGGGUAGACAUGGAGGAGGCAUUGGUAGAUCUGCAGCUGCACACAGAAGCCCAGGCCCGAAUUGUGCAGAGCUGGCAAGAGCUGGCCGACUUGGCGUGCGCGUUCACGAAGGCUGUGGCUGAGGCGCCCUUCAAGAAGCUCCGAGAUCAAGCUAGUUUCUCCUUCUGCCUGGAGAGCGACUGGGCUGGAGGGGCAAAGGUGGACCGCUCUGGCAGGGGGCUUGCGGUGGUCUGGAGGAGACAGAUUCAGCAGCUGAACCGAGUCAGCCUGGAAAUGGCCAGUGCCGUUGUGGACGCCUACCCCUCCCCACAGCUCCUGAUCCAGGCUUAUAAGCGGUGUUUUUCUGAGCAAGAACGCCAGAAUUUGCUUGCAGACAUACAGGUGCGCCGUGGGGAAGGUGUGACAGCCACCUCCCGCCGCCUUGGACCAGAGCUCUCCAGGCGUAUCUACCUUCAGAUGACAGCUUUGCAGCCAGAUCUCUCUUUAGACAGUGCAGACUGAUGCCAGCCCUCAGGGACAGGGAUGAAGAGCUGAUUUCCACCCCAGCCCCCCGACCUCAGAGCAUGACUACAGUGCAGCGAUUAGAAGCGCCUCCUGCAGCACAGCCUGGGUCCUGCCCACAACACGCUCUCCUGGGCGUCGCUGUUUGUGAUAGUGUCCCCACCUGUCAACGUGGGGCAGAGGCUGAGACGCUCACAUUUGCCUUCCUCUCCCAGCAAGUCAACUGCCACGUACAAACCACCGCGACCCCGGCCCCAGCCAGCCCUCAAAAUACAAAGGAACAAAGACAGACCACUCAGACAUCAAUUUAAUAAUUGCAAAAAUCCAAAAGAACCUCGGCAUCAAAUCUUGAGGUCACAAGUGCACUGCCCUCGGCAGGCUGCUUGACAAGGCCGGAUGUGCUCCCGCCUUCCUCCCAUCCACUGAAGCUGCCUCAAGCCGCCAAGGAAUGGGGGGAGGUCUGAUCACUAUGCUGACUUCUGUAUUCUCUUAAUCUCGUUUUAUGUACUAUGUGUUUAGUUUCAAUAAAGCAUUUGUACCAAUGGCUCUGGAGCUUGGAG
This is a messenger RNA of Mesoplodon densirostris (Blainville's beaked whale), 2513 nucleotides long. It is a transcript of the gene EME1, whose product is annotated as essential meiotic structure-specific endonuclease 1. Gene Ontology annotation, cellular component: nucleus; Holliday junction resolvase complex. Gene Ontology annotation, biological process: double-strand break repair; resolution of meiotic recombination intermediates; mitotic intra-S DNA damage checkpoint signaling. The record is from RefSeq and is a predicted model, not a curated record. Bases 217 to 1953 code for a protein of 578 amino acids. Gene Ontology annotation, molecular function: nuclease activity; DNA binding. The transcript is spliced from 9 exons. Lineage: Eukaryota; Metazoa; Chordata; Mammalia; Artiodactyla; Ziphiidae.